This is a messenger RNA of Oncorhynchus keta (chum salmon), 2648 nucleotides long. RefSeq lists its product as uncharacterized. The coding region runs from base 327 to 2648 and encodes 773 amino acids. Gene Ontology annotation, biological process: maintenance of presynaptic active zone structure; regulation of synaptic plasticity; neuromuscular synaptic transmission. Gene Ontology annotation, molecular function: structural constituent of presynaptic active zone. The transcript is spliced from 4 exons. Lineage: Eukaryota; Metazoa; Chordata; Actinopteri; Salmoniformes; Salmonidae. The record is from RefSeq and is a predicted model, not a curated record. Gene Ontology annotation, cellular component: cytoskeleton of presynaptic active zone.
UUGCCUCAUCCCAGGACCCAUGGACUAAAUGGAUGUUAAAACCACCUUUCUCGCCAAGUUUACCACUCAUCAUAGUCCAAUCAUCAUAGUCCAAUCAUCAUAGUCCAAUCAUCAUAGUCCAAUCAUCAUAGUCCAAUCAUCCAGGAAAUGCAGGAUCUUUGAACAUGAACAAUCUGUUCCUCUCCUUCAGCUGAGACAGACUGCCAGUCAGUAACCACAUAGUGUAACACUCUCUGUAUCAUCUUUUGGAGGAUCACUUAGUCUCAGUAUCUCACCUUUAACCCCUCAACCCCCAGCCCUUGACCCUUAACCCCUGACCCCUAACCAUGUACGGCAGCUCCCGCUCCGUUGCCAAGAUGGAGGGCAACAACGGCAGCAGUCAGAGUCCCGGUCGCUCCCCCUGCCUGCCCCGCUCCCCGCGCCUCGGCCACCGUCGCACCAACAGUACAGGAGGCCCUGGGGGAAAGACCCUCUCCAUGGAGAACAUCCAGUCUCUGAACGCGGCCUAUGCCACCUCCGGACCCAUGUACCUCAGUGACAACGAGGUCAUCUCUCAACAGACCCAGGCCUAUCCCAACCCCAACCACGACCCUAGCCUGCCCAAGAGCACCAUGACCCUGGGUCGCUCCGGAGCAAAGCUCCCUUACGGCGUCCGGACAACCGCCAUGGGCUCCAACCCCAACAUCAGCCAGGGAGGUGGAGGCUCGUCCAUGCCCAGUGACAGCAUCGUGUUUGGGUGUGACCACGUGUCCUCGUCCCAGUCCAGCCUCCAGCAGGCGUCCACGGUGCCUCACUCCUUACGCCAAACCAGAGACAACACCAUCAUGGACCUCCAGACCCAGCUGAAGGAGGUGCUGAGGGAGAACGAGCUCCUCCGGGGGGAGGUGGAUGUGAAGGAGAGCAAGCUGAGCUCUUCCAUGAACUCCAUCAAGACCUUCUGGAGCCCCGAGCUGAAGAAGGAGAGAGCCCUGAGGAAGGACGAGGUGUCCAAGAUCUCUGUCUGGAAGGAGCAGUACAGAGUGGUUCAGGAUGAGACUCAGAUGUCAGGGCCUAUCAGAGAGAGGAAGGAGUCCUACCCUCACCAUGUCAGAGCCUAUCAGAGAGAGGAAGGAGCACUGUCCUCACCAUGUCAGGGCCUAUCAGAGAGAGGAAGGAGCCCUGUCCUCACCAUGUCAGGGCCUAUCAGAGAGAGGAAGGAGUCCUACCCUCACCAUGUCAGAGCCUAUCAGAGAGAGGAAGGAGCCCUGUCCUCACCAUGUCAGGGCCUAUCAGAGAGAGGAAGGAGUCCUACCCUCACCAUGUCAGGGCCUAUCAGAGAGAGGAAGGAGCCCUGUCCUCACCAUGUCAGGGCCUAUCAGAGAGAGGAAGGAGCCCUGUCCUCACCAUGUCAGGGCCUAUCAGAGAGAGGAAGGAGUCCUACCCUCACCAUGUCAGGGCCUAUCAGAGAGAGGAAGGAGUCCUACCCUCACCAUGUCAGAGCCUAUCAGAGAGAGGAAGGAGCCCUACCCUCACCAUGUCAGGGCCUAUCAGAGAGAGGAAGGAGUCCUACCCUCACCAUGUCAGGGCCUAUCAGAGAGAGGAAGGAGCCCUGUCCUCACCAUGUCAGGGCCUAUCAGAGAGAGGAAGGAGCCCUACCCUCACCAUGUCAGGGCCUAUCAGAGAGAGGAAGGAGUCCUGUCCUCACCAUGUCAGGGCCUAUCAGAGAGAGGAAGGAGCCCUGUCCUCACCAUGUCAGAGCCUAUCAGAGAGAGGAAGGAGCCCUACCCUCACCAUGUCAGGGCCUAUCAGAGAGAGGAAGGAGUCCUACCCUCACCAUGUCAGAGCCUAUCAGAGAGAGGAAGGAGCCCUGUCCUCACCAUGUCAGGGCCUAUCAGAGAGAGGAAGGAGCCCUACCCUCACCAUGUCAGGGCCUAUCAGAGAGAGGAAGGAGCCCUACCCUCACCAUGUCAGGGCCUAUCAGAGAGAGGAAGGAGCCCUACCCUCACCAUGUCAGAGCCUAUCAGAGAGAGGAAGGAGCCCUACCCUCACCAUGUCAGGGCCUAUCAGAGAGAGGAAGGAGCCCUGUCCUCACCAUGUCAGGGCCUAUCAGAGAGAGGAAGGAGCCCUGUCCUCACCAUGUCAGGGCCUAUCAGAGAGAGGAAGGAGCCCUGUCCUCACCAUGUCAGGGCCUAUCAGAGAGAGGAAGGAGCCCUACCCUCACCAUGUCAGGGCCUAUCAGAGAGAGGAAGGAGCCCUGUCCUCACCAUGUCAGAGCCUAUCAGAGAGAGGAAGGAGCCCUGUCCUCACCAUGUCAGGGCCUAUCAGAGAGAGGAAGGAGCCCUACCCUCACCAUGUCAGGGCCUAUCAGAGAGAGGAAGGAGCCCUGUCCUCACCAUGUCAGGGCCUAUCAGAGAGAGGAAGGAGCCCUGUCCUCACCAUGUCAGGGCCUAUCAGAGAGAGGAAGGAGCCCUGUCCUCACCAUGUCAGGGCCUAUCAGAGAGAGGAAGGAGCCCUGUCCUCACCAUGUCAGGGCCUAUCAGAGAGAGGAAGGAGCCCUGUCCUCACCAUGUCAGGGCCUAUCAGAGAGAGGAAGGAGCCCUGUCCUCACCAUGUCAGGGCCUAUCAGAGAGAGGAAGGAGCCCUGUCCUCACCAUCACAGGGCUGGCUAA